This is a messenger RNA of Gigantopelta aegis, 1764 nucleotides long. Its product is annotated as beta-1,4-N-acetylgalactosaminyltransferase bre-4-like. The record is from RefSeq and is a predicted model, not a curated record. The transcript has 6 exons. NCBI's taxonomy places the organism in Eukaryota, Metazoa, Mollusca, Gastropoda, Neomphalida, Peltospiridae. Gene Ontology annotation, biological process: glycosphingolipid biosynthetic process; carbohydrate metabolic process. Bases 62 to 1177 code for a protein of 371 amino acids. Gene Ontology annotation, molecular function: N-acetyl-beta-glucosaminyl-derivative 4-beta-N-acetylgalactosaminyltransferase activity.
GAUAUAAAACGAGAAACUCUUCGCUGCUUAUUACACGAAACCAAGGCUUCCGACGUUCAAGAUGGGGAAGCAUGUGAGAACAACAGUGCUUUUGUUAUAUGUGAUGGCUUUGGUGAUUGCCGUGGAUUUUCUUAAAACGAUUGUAUAUGAUAUGAGCUUGUGGACUUUAGAACCUUCAGCCAUUGAUAUUAGUACCCGUUCUCGACAACGAGGAGAAACUGCAAAGAACAAUACUAAUUACAACUCUAGAACACGUAAAGAAAUUGUAAACACGGAUAUUGGUUUCCUUUCUACAAUAGGAAAAGCUCCUCCGUGUAAAAGUUUCGACAGCAAUAGGUCUACAUGGCCUUCCUGCGAUGCAUUAUUUUCAGUUCGCAAUAAAAAUGGCCCCCCUCAGACUAUGAUGGUAUCCGUGAGUUUCGAGAGACUGGGCAAUGCUCACGGCGUAGGGCUACUUCCGGGGGGCUUGUUUCGACCAGUCGGGUGCACGCCGUCCCAGCGAGUGGCGAUUAUCGUCCCAUUCCGUGACCGGGUGGUCCAUCUGAAGACGCUUUUAAAUUGCUUACAUCCUAUGCUGAAGAGUCAGACGAUUGAGUACAUGAUAUUUGUUGUUGAGCAGUCACCAGUUUCAGUCUUCAAUCGGGGCAUGGUCAAGAACAUUGGUUUCGUCGAGGCUCGACGGCUGUGUGAUUUUGACUGUUACAUCUUCCACGACGUCGACCUGCUCCCCCUGGACUACAGAAAUACGUACACGUGCAGUGAGAUGCCGAGGCACCACGCCGCAUCCAUUGACAGAUUUAAUUACACCUUACCGUACAGGAAUAUUUUCGGAGGUGUGGUGUCGUUUCGUCGUGACAUGUUUGAGAAAGUGAACGGCUACUCUAACAUGUACGUGGGGUGGGGCGGCGAGGAUGAUGACCUGGCCACCAGGGUCCAGCUAAAUGGAAUGAAUAUAGAACGCUACCCAAUGGAAAUUUCGCGCUAUAAAAACUUGAGACAUGCAAAAGACAAACCAAAUAAAGAAAGAAUGCAGUUGCUGGAAUCCAGUUACAAACGAAUGAAAACCGAUGGAAUCAACAGUUUGAUUUACACACGUCAUUUAAUGGAGUUUCGGCAGUUGUAUACAUGGAUAUAUGUUAGCAUAGACGACAAAUAUUAUAAACAUGUUCUGAUGUAACGUCAAGAGGACGGUUCCACAGGGGAAGAACAACUACUUUGAAUUUAACACAUUAUACAAAAAUUGCCUUAACAUAAAAACAAAUUCGUUAUAGUUUUUUUCCUACGUUUCGGCAAUAAAACACUGUACGAAAAUCCCAUAUUAAUAAACCAAUAUUCGAAAAUACUAUAUGAUAAAACACUGUAUGAAAAUCCCAUAUGAUAAAUCACUGUACGAAAAUCCCAUAUAAUAAAAUACUGUACGAAACUCCCAUAUAAUAAAUCAAUGUGCUCUAGUGGUGUCGUUAAACAAAACAAACUUUAACUCUUGCCUGGAGUCGGUUUGAUCUAGAUCUGUUUUCUCCUCAGGGUUUGACCGGAGUGUUCUGUUCUAAACUCAGUUGCCAGUAAUAUGUCUCCAACUAUAAAAUAUGAUAAUAUUUAUCUUGUUUUUCGGAAUAUCAGUUAAUGUUUCCGUUGCAACCAGGGGCGGGACGUAGCCCAGUGGUAAAGCGUUCGCUUGAUGCGCGGUCGGUCUAGGAUCGAUUCCCGUCGGUGGACUCAUUUGGCUAUUUCUCGUUACAGCCAGUGUUCCACAACUGGUGUAAC